AUUAUCCCCAACAUUGUUCUACUACACCCUUAAACCCUUCAAAGAAAACCCUCGUCCCCUUUUCUUCACACACACACACACUAAUUAGUUGACUUCGUGUCUGUUUCAUCCCAAAGAAUCAUCUUUAACAAGGUAAGUGUUGCUAGAUAGAUAUUGGGAGAUGAAGAGAUUGUUAGCCUUAGGGUUUGAGGGUUCAGCCAACAAGAUCGGCGUUGGCGUUGUAAGUUUAGAUGGCACAAUCUUAUCCAAUCCACGACAUACGUACAUUACCCCUCCAGGUCAAGGGUUUCUUCCUCGAGAAACAGCACAGCACCAUCUUCAACAUGUUCUUCCGUUGAUCAAAUCUGCUCUCGAAGCUGCUGAAGUAACUCCCAAUGAGAUUGAUUGUCUUUGUUACACCAAAGGUCCAGGUAUGGGUGCACCACUGCAGGUUGCUGCAGUUGUUGUACGGGUACUUUCACAACUUUGGAAGAAGCCAAUUGUUGCGGUGAAUCACUGUGUUGCUCAUAUUGAGAUGGGGAGGAUUGUAACUGGGGCCAAAGAUCCAGUGGUGUUGUAUGUGAGUGGUGGUAACACACAAGUGAUUGCCUAUAGUGAAGGCAAGUAUCGUAUUUUUGGGGAGACAAUUGACAUUGCUGUUGGGAACUGUUUGGAUCGGUUUGCUAGAGUUUUGGAACUGUCAAAUGAUCCAGCUCCAGGUUAUAACAUUGAACAGCUUGCUAAGAAAGGAGAAAAGUUCUUAGACCUGCCAUAUGCUGUAAAAGGAAUGGAUGUUUCAUUCAGUGGAAUAUUAAGUUACAUCGAAACCACUGCUGAAGAGAAGCUGAAAAAUAAAGAGUGCACGCCUGCAGAUUUGUGCUAUUCCCUACAGGAAACUGUGUUUGCAAUGCUUGUUGAGAUUACAGAACGAGCAAUGGCACAUUGUGACAAGAAAGAUGUUCUCAUUGUUGGCGGAGUGGGCUGCAAUGAGCGGUUGCAAGAUAUGAUGAGAACUAUGUGCUCUGAGAGAGGCGGAAAUCUUUUUGCUACUGAUGACAGGUACUGUAUUGACAAUGGAGCGAUGAUUGCAUAUACCGGUCUUCUUGCUUAUGCUCAUGGUUUGUCGACCCCUAUGGAAGAAUCAACUUUCACACAACGGUUCAGAACUGAUGAAGUUCUUGCAGUCUGGCGAGAGAAGGAAUCGUCAAACAUGAAUUCUGUCAGUGGAGAAGCCUGUUAAAGAUCUAAUGCUUAUAGUGAGGUAUAAAGUUGAAGUCGGGAUGGGAGAAUUUGAAAGCAAUGUUAUUACAGUACAAUAUGAUUGAUGUGAUUUGAUGAAUGUUCGAAGCUGCGAAAUUAUGUACAAACAGAAUACAGUAUUUUUACCACUUCAUCUGACAUUGUGUGCAUCAAAAGAAUGCAAGGUGGAAGGUGGCUUACAGUUUCAUUCAUAAUGAUACUAUUGAUGUUAUUUAGCCGAAUGUUGUUUUUAUUAUGUAUGAUACACUCCACAGAUCAUUAUUCCUUGGAAUCGCGUCUGUCUUUGUAUGAGAUCAUUUCUUAAUAUCCAGUCGAAAUCUUUUCUGUGUU
This is a messenger RNA of Daucus carota subsp. sativus, 1569 nucleotides long. RefSeq lists its product as uncharacterized. Gene Ontology annotation, biological process: tRNA threonylcarbamoyladenosine modification. The record is from RefSeq and is a predicted model, not a curated record. Gene Ontology annotation, cellular component: cytoplasm; EKC/KEOPS complex. The transcript is spliced from 5 exons. The coding region runs from base 161 to 1219 and encodes 352 amino acids. NCBI's taxonomy places the organism in Eukaryota, Viridiplantae, Streptophyta, Magnoliopsida, Apiales, Apiaceae.